GUGUGUGUGUGUGUGUGUGUGUGUGUGUGUGUGUGUGUGUGUGUGGUCUCGCGCACCGGGGAUUCCCCAGCGUGACAAAAACAGCUUAAGCUUUCAUAUGUCAGCUCUUCCCCUCAUCGCCUUUCAUUGCUCAUACGCUCUCCGCCUGGAGCUCAUGCCGUUACCGGAUAUUUAGACGACGGGCAACCGUUUCGCCUCUUUCGUUUGUUUUUAACCCAUUUCACCAAGUCUGGAAUGUAUGUUGGAAAGUUAUACAAACCUAUAGUGUUUAAAGACUGAGGGCCCGCCUGUUGCUUUGGGGUAAUGUAUUCUCGGUUAGUGGUAUGAGACGCAGUAGCUCCUUCCUCUGGUUGUACAAAGGAGCGGGGGGUUUCCUCAGGUGUCAGCAGCAGGCUGCCCUCCUCCGGGCACAUCACCGAGCACCGAGCGGCGGCAACACCCGCGAGUAGCCUUUAAAUCCUCGGGGAAGGAGGGAGGGGGAAACCCAGCCACCAUGGCGAGCGACGACUGUACGAAAGAUGACUUGCUGGAUGAUAACCGCACAGACUCGGCCAUUGACUCGUAUCGCUCUAUACAGAAGUCAGAGGAGCCGCAGGAGCCGAGCAUCGACUUCAGCGGGCCGACGGACAAGUUUUCCACCGCGGAUGAGCGCCUGGAUUCAGCCUACGGCUCGUCGUCUAUCACAGUGGAGAGUCUUUCAGAGAUAGUGCAGGGCUGCACGCUUUCUUGCGCCCAGGAGGAACAGACAGAGAGCUCUGAGCUCUCUGAGCAGGAGAACUUUCUCACAACUAUUACUGAAGAUGGAGACACAAUCCUGCACUUAGCAAUCAUCCAUGAAGAUGAAUAUAUCACUCAUCAGUUGAUACAGCUAUUCCCAAAAGAAGUCCUGGACAUCCAAAACAAUUUGUACCAGAGCCCCUUGCACCUGGCAACCUACCUGAACCUGACAGAAAUAGCGAAGAGUCUAGUGGAAAAAGGGGCCAGUCUGGAGUUGCAGGACCAGAAUGGAAACACAGCGCUCCAUGUGGCCUGUCAGCAAGGACAGGUGAAGUGUGCCACUGAGAUGACCAGAGAGGUUUCCCCCAGCAAGCUGGCACCAAUCCUGGAAACACAGAACUGGAGAGGUCUUGCCUGUCUUCACUUGGCUGCACUGAACAGGCAACAUCAGAUGAUGAACCUCUUGAUGAACAAGGAAGCAGACCUGAAUAUCCAGGAGGGAACCAGCGGCAAAACAGCUCUUCAUCUUGCUGUUGAGCUGCAUGACGUCACAUCAGUAAAGCUGCUGCUCAAUGGGGGAGCCAAUGUGGAUGCUGCCAUGUUUAAUGGCUGCACGCCCUUGCAUCUCGCAGUGGGGAGGCAGGAUACCACCAUCGCCAACCUCCUAUUUCAGUCCGGUGCUGACACGAUGCUGCGAAACAUGGAGGAUGAGACAGCGUUAGAUCUGGCUGAUGGCAAAAAUGAUAUUUUGGCUUUAUUUCCAUUUGAUGACAUUCAAAUCUCCGGGAGGUCGGUGGUUGGCAUGAACUUUUGAACUGGGUGGUGCAGCUGAAUCGCAGGCUGAACAGCGAUCUUGGAAUUUGUGUAGAGGCUUACUGCAGCUACAACCUAUGUUUGAAAAGCUGUAUUUGAGCUGAAGUUUUCAUUAAUUAGUGCAUCUUAUAGUAGUAAAAUCUGAUUUUAAUCUGUAUUUAUAUAUUAUCUCGACAAAUAUGCGCACCAUAUAAAUGUUCCUUCCCUCUGAGAAACAGAGUGAUAAUGCUUAAAAAUGUUUUUAACAAAUCAAUGUUUUUGAGUUUGAACUCAAAUAUUCUGUCUUUUUCUGCAUGCAUUUGAAGGGGUUUUACUUCGCAACGAAAGCCACCUCACUGUGAGUGCCAAACUUUCUAUCAACAUUAAAAAUGUAUCUAAAACUCUCUUAAAAAUCUACCUCUUUGUCACGUCAGGCCAUUUUCAAUGGUUAGAAAUUCAACAUUCAAAUUGCUUUUUUUUCCACAGUUUAAUCAGUGCUUUGAUGCCUAUUGGGUUGUAAUGAAAGUCCGAUUUUUGUGUUUCUAUCUCUAAAAAAAAAAAAGGGCUGGCUUUUCAUUGCAGCCACAGCAAGGCUUUUAUGAGGAAUGUAAUGAAAAAUCAUGUACGAUGUACUAAAUGGAAAAUGGAAACCUAACUGUUUGUUUUCAAAGAGAUUUGCAGUCCUAAAAAAGACAAAUUGAUCGUAACCCUGCAUUUUGUUAAGUAAACUAAAAGCCAAUAUAACAACAUAAUAUCACAAAACACAGCUUAAUCUCUUUGAUUGUUAGGUUUGCUGCUUGAUGUUUUCUCUAUUUAUCUGUUCCCCCCCCCCCCCCCCCCCCCCCCCUUCAUCUGCUGAAAAUGUUUACCAUUCUUUGUGGAUUUUAAUUACACUGGGCUGUUUAGUUAAUAUAAGCAAUUAUGAGCUUGUAUAUUUUGUAAUAAAAUGGAAAAAAAAACGUA
Messenger RNA from Scomber scombrus (Atlantic mackerel), 2472 nucleotides. RefSeq names its product nuclear factor of kappa light polypeptide gene enhancer in B-cells inhibitor, epsilon (gene nfkbie). NCBI's taxonomy places the organism in Eukaryota, Metazoa, Chordata, Actinopteri, Scombriformes, Scombridae. Gene Ontology annotation, molecular function: protein binding. Bases 494 to 1531 code for a protein of 345 amino acids. The record is from RefSeq and is a predicted model, not a curated record. The transcript is spliced from 6 exons.